This is a messenger RNA of Paramecium octaurelia, 832 nucleotides long. NCBI's taxonomy places the organism in Eukaryota, Ciliophora, Oligohymenophorea, Peniculida, Parameciidae. The record is from the annotation of a GenBank genome assembly.
AUGAAGGCUUAUUUGAGAUAUGAAGGCAUAUCAAAGUAAUAGUAUCCUCAGUCGCCCCUCCAAGUGGAACCAAAACCCUUAUUCACAAUGAUGCCUCGUCGUAAAACUGCAUAAGUGCCCUUCCGUAGAAGUUUGCAUCAAAACAAAUCCCCCACGAAUUUCGACCGAUAAUUCGUUGUUGAGGAAUUGAAACUCGCCAAUGCAUCCCUUCAAGAGGUGAACAAGGAGUUACAACAAUUGAAUGAAGCUUUAUAGGAGUAGGUUCAAAAAUUGCAGGAAACCAACAAGGUCUUGCAAUUGUAGAUCAAUUAAAUGACCAUUCAAAUCGAUGACCUAAAAAUAAACAACCGACACUUGAGAUCACAAGAUAGCAGCGUGCAUUUUCAAACCAAAACAUUUGAUUAGAGGUUCAAAGUAAUUGAGAUUUAAGAUUGCAAGAUCAAAAUAACCACAUCGGGUAUCUGCAGUUGCAAUUAAAGAAGCUGAAUGAUUAGUUGGAGCAGAAGAGAGUGCUGGAAAGCAAACCAAUGAAGUUGCAAUAGCAAGCUCUCAGGGAAUUGGAUAGCAUUUGCGUAAUUUGAUCAUUAUAAAGGAUUAGUUGGACAUCAAGGGUUUUAUCAUUUGUAAGUUGUGUCAUUAGGAACUCAAGGACCCAGUAACUGUGAUUCCAUGUGCUCAUUCGUAUUGUCGUUCAUGCAAGAAGGGUUACAUGGGCAAAUGCUUCAUUUGUGGGCCUGAGGAAUAAAUAGAAGCCACCUAUGCCAACAUGCUGCUGAUUCCCAUGAUAGAGCUCUUCAAGAAGAAUUGUGAAAUAAGGGAAUUAUUUAAAUGA